Molecule: messenger RNA, 3959 nt
Organism: Microplitis mediator
Lineage: Eukaryota; Metazoa; Arthropoda; Insecta; Hymenoptera; Braconidae
Gene: stc
Product: protein shuttle craft
Exons: 4
Coding region: 205-3915 (1236 amino acids)
Biological process (GO): negative regulation of transcription by RNA polymerase II
Cellular component (GO): nucleus
Molecular function (GO): zinc ion binding; DNA-binding transcription factor activity, RNA polymerase II-specific; RNA polymerase II transcription regulatory region sequence-specific DNA binding
Source: RefSeq, a predicted model, not a curated record
UUUUAUAUCAGAAUCAGAUGAUUACUCAAAAUUUAUUCUUGACUUGGAACUUGGCACUUCUGGUCACUUGUAUAUUUUAUUCGUAGUAAUUUCAUAAGUUUUUUUUUUUUUUUUAAAUUUUAGCAGUUAAAUUAUUGUGUGACAGCAAGAAAUCAUCGUAGUGACAGUCAGUAGCUCCAGGCUGUUCAGGGUUCAGGGGCCAGUAUGGCCACCUGGGACGGCUCCUACUCAGGGGACCCUACUCACGAAGACAAUAAACUAUUUUAUUAUUAUUCAAAUUCAAAUUCAAAUUCACAAAAUCCUGUUUCUGAUGAUCGUCAAUGGAACCAAUACACCAGUAAUGAUAAUCAAUUAUCCGCAACGACUAGUCACAUUGAUAAUACUUCAACAUUUAAAACAAACAAAACUUACUACGAUUCACCAUCAUCAAAUUCCGUAGCUGACAACUCAAACUGUUAUUUUGAAAAUAAUCGUAAGCAACAAUCAUCAUUUCGCCCUAAAACUGACGGAUCAUUUAAAAACAACGACUACAAUAUUGUGCGGCAAUCAAAUUUACAUCCAGGUGCCAAUGAAUUUAUUCCGUCAAGUGCUAAUCCAUCAACAGAAUCAUCGAAAAUUUUUUUUCCCGACAAUAGAAGCAAACAACAGCAACAGCAAUACGCCAACCGUAAAUAUGAUAAUAAAAAAAAUAAUUAUCGUCAACAAGACACAGAUUAUUCCCAAAAUUCAUACAAAGGUUACGAUAAAUAUAGAAAAAAAAAUUCAAACAAUAAUAAUAGUAGUGCAUCUUAUAGUAAUUACAGUAAUAAUGGCUAUGAAUCACACAAAGAUUAUCCGGAUAAUGCCGACAGUUAUGAAAACACUCAAUUGAGUAACGAAAGUAAGACUAGAGAUAAGGAUACCACUGGGUUAUCAUCAUCCAGAGCACCGUACAAUGGACGAAGACCUAGAAGCCAUGGCAGAUAUAAUUUAAAUUCAAAUACUGAUUAUAAAAAUAAUGGUAACAACUCAACAAGACUUGGGAAAAAUAUAAAUCAUAAUAGUAAUAGUAUAAAUUGUAGUGAUGAAAAUAAUAAACAGCAGCCCGUAAGUAGAGAUCCUCGUGAUGAAAGAUAUUAUCGUGGAUUUAAUAAUGACAAUAAUUUAGAUGAUGAUAAACACCAAGUGCCGAGUACUAUUAAGAAAGACAAAAAACCGGUGAAAAAUAAUAAAGAAUUUUACGGUGAUGAUUCAAGAGAUGAUAGAUAUCGAAGUGCUGGUAGUGGCAAUAGACGAGACGAUUACUAUGAAGAAAAAAGUUACAGAGAUAAUAAACCGAAUUAUUAUUAUCGGGGUUACCGCGAUAAUUAUGAACGCGAUGUUAAAUCUGAUAAUAAACAGCAGCAGAUGAAAGAAGAAAAUAUUAGUAAUAGCAGUAGUAACAGUAGAGCAAAGGAAGAGUUCAGUAAAGACGACAACUUGUCGUCAGUAAACUGGCGGGAAAAAAAAAAUAGUCAAGUAAUUAAAAAAGGAAACAAUAAAAAAGGACUAGGAAUAGACGAUGCCGCGACACAAAAAGAAUCUUUGACUGAACAAUUGAACAGAGGUAAACUUGAAUGCUUAGUUUGCUGUGAAAAUAUCAGGCAAAAUGAUCCAAUAUGGUCGUGUAAUAAUUGCUAUCAUGUGUUGCAUUUGAAAUGCAUUAAAAAAUGGGCGGAAUCAUCCCAAAGUGAGAGUGGGUGGCGAUGUCCAGCCUGUCAGAAUAUAAAUCUCACUAUUCCUGAUGAAUAUUAUUGUUUUUGCGGUAAAACAAAGGACCCAGAAUGGAAUAGACGUGAUAUUGCACACUCAUGUGGUGAAAUAUGUGGUCGCACACGGGCUAAAAAUAAUUGUAUCCAUAAAUGUACAUUACUUUGUCAUCCAGGAUCAUGCCCAUUGUGUUUGACGAUGGUAAGACGUUUUUGCGGUUGUGGUAAAACAUAUAAAAGUUUAAAAUGCAGUACUGAUACUCAGUUAUCUUGUUCAAAUAUUUGUGAUAUAUUAUUAAACUGUAAACAGCAUAAAUGUGAAAAAAUAUGUCAUCACGGUGAUUGUGACCCAUGUGAAAAAAAAAUAAAUCAAGUCUGUUAUUGUGGUAAAGAAAAUCGUCAUGUUGAUUGCCUCCAAGAUAUUCCAUUAGUAUAUUCCUGUGGUAAAAUUUGUAAUAAUUUACUCGAUUGUGGUAAUCAUAAAUGCAAUGACAUAUGCCACGAAAAUUCAUGUAAAUCUUGUCCACUAAAACCAGAAACUGUAACACACUGCUGUUGUGGCAAAACACCAUUGACAGUUAAACGCGAUAACUGUUUAGAUCCGAUUCCUACUUGCGACGAAAUUUGUUCGAAAAAAUUACUAUGCGGACAACCAAGUUCACCUCAUACUUGUAAAGUACCCUGUCAUUCAGAUGAUUGUCCGCCUUGUGAUUUAACAACAUGGGUUAAAUGUCGUUGUGGUAAUAUGGACCGUGAAAUUUUAUGCGUUGACUUAACAACAAAAGCUGACGACGCGAGAUGUCAAAAAAAAUGCGUCAAAAAACGAUCAUGCGGUAAACAUAAAUGUAAUCAAUUGUGUUGCAUUGAUAUUGAACAUAUAUGUCCAUUACCGUGUUCUAAGACACUGAGUUGUGGUAAACAUAAAUGUGAAUUAACCUGCCAUAAAGCUAGAUGUCCACCAUGCUACAGAAGUAGCUUUGAUGAAUUAUACUGCGAAUGUGGAGCUGCUGUUAUUUACCCGCCAGUACCUUGUGGUACACGACGACCAACUUGUUCACGUCCUUGUUCACGUCAACAUUCAUGUGGUCAUCAAGUUAUUCACAAUUGUCACAGUGAAACAUCAUGUCCACCUUGUACGGUACUUAGUCAAAAAUGGUGUUAUGGCAAACAUGAGUUGAGAAAAGCUGUACCCUGUUACUUUAAUGAACUGUCGUGUGGUAUGCCAUGUGGUAAACCAUUGCGUUGUGGCAGACAUAAAUGUAUAACUCUGUGUCAUCCUGGUCCAUGUGAGAAACCAAAACAACUGUGCACACAACCCUGCACUACACCAAGAGAAUUGUGUGGUCAUAACUGUGGUGCGCCGUGUCAUGAUGGCAAAUGCCCACCAGAUAACACACCUUGUAAAGAAAUGGUCAAAGUGACUUGUACUUGUGGUCAUCGAACAAUGACACGAGCUUGUGCUGAAAAUUCACGUGAAUAUCAAAGAAUAGCUAGUGGUAUACUUGCUAGUAAAAUGAUUGACAUGCAGCUAGGGCAUUCUGUUGACUUGGAGCAAGUCUUUGGCCAAGGAGCUAGAAAACAAAAUCAAUUGAGAACAUUGGAAUGUAAUGAUGAGUGUAAAACAAUUGAAAGAAACAGAAAACUAGCUCUUGGACUACAGAUUGUCAAUCCUGAUCUUAGUGGUAAAUUAUUGCCGCGUUACAGUGAUCACAUGAAACAAUGGGCUAAGAAAGAUCCGUCAUUUUGUCAAAUGGUGCAUGAAAAAUUGACAGAAUUGGUACAACUUGCCAAGACCUCGAAACAAAAGUCAAGAAGUUAUUCAUUUGACAGUAUGAAUAGAGAUAAGCGACACUUUGUGCAUGAAGCGUGUGAACAUUUUGGGUGUGAAAGUCAAGCUUAUGAUCAAGAACCGAAACGUAAUGUGGUAGCAACUGCUGUCAAAGACAAAUGCUGGUUGCCAAGCUAUAGUCUAUUGGAAAUGGUUCAAAGAGAAAGUGGUCAGCGUAAAGUGCCAAGACCGAUGCUAAAUACAACUAAAACUACUACCACAACUGGAACAUCACAAGUCUUACCAUCAACUGCCAGCAAGACACAAAAAUUACAAGCGACAACUAGCACUUCAAAUUCAUCAAAACCAUCAGAACAGGAAAUUGAUUAUUUUGAUUAUCCAAAUGCUAAAUGGAAGUAAUUUAUAUCCACGGAUUGUUAAAUUAUUAAACAAAACAAACCAUA